UCUGCUUCCAUGGUCAAUAAGAGCAUGACUGUGUUGAGCGCGCCUUCCCAGACAGCGCUGCAGCGUUCAGCAGUGCAGAUGAUGCCUUGUUAAGCACUCCUCACAGAUCCUCCACAAAGCCAUGGCUUAAAGGGAGAGAAAGGGAGAUGGGUUCCCAAACUGAGGACGGUAUCAGCCUGUGUAAAAAGGCUUUGCAGAUCGUUACUGAACUUUGCCUCGGAGGGCAAGUAGAUCGGGAAAAAUGCACAGAUAUCUUCCCCCUGGAGAGAACCAUACCAGGUAAAAGCAGCACAGACAUCUCAGUCAGUCUCCUUGCUGUAGUCGUCAGUUUCUGUGGGCUUGCCCUGUUGGUAGUCUCUCUCUUUGUCUUUUGGAAGCUGUGUUGGCCAUGCUGGAGGAACAAAGCUCUCACGUCUCAUGCCAAUAACGUCCCUCAGAAUAUCCCCAGUGCCCCUCCAGAGGUGGUGGAAACUGAAGAAAAAAAGGAGAUCAAAGAAAAUGGGAAGAGCUCGGUGAAGCUUCUGGAGGCAGCCAUGAAGAUUAGUCAGACCUCCCCAGACAUUCCAGCCGAAGUCCAGACAGCUCUGAAAGAACACCUCAUCAAACAUGCCAGGAUACAGAGGCAGAUCACAGAACCUACCUCCUCAUCCAGGCAUAACUCCUUCCGCAGACACCUGCCUCGCCAAAUGCAUGUGUCAAGUGUGGAUUUCAGUAUGGACAGUGUGCAGAUGAGACAGACUUCUACCAGCAUCGGCCGAAUUAAGCCAGAACUCUAUAAGCAGAAGUCAGUUGAUUCUGAAGAUAACAACCAGGAAAAUGUCCAAACCUGUGGAAAACUGAACUUUGCUCUCCAAUACGAUUAUGAGAACGAGAUGCUUAUCGUUAAAAUGAUCAAAGCACUGGAGCUGCCUGCCAAGGACUUCACAGGGACCUCAGACCCCUAUGUCAAGAUGUAUCUGCUUCCAGACCGGAAAAAGAAGUUUCAAACUCGAGUUCACCGAAAAACUCUCAACCCAGUCUUUGACGAGACCUUUCAGUUUCCUGUGGAAUAUGAUCAGCUGUGCAACAGAAAACUGCACUUCAGCGUGUACGACUUUGACAGGUUCACAAGUCACGACAUGAUCGGGGAGGUUAUCGUGGACAAUCUCUUUGAGGUGUCUGAUCUCUCCAGGGAAGCAAUAAUGUGGAAGGACAUUAACUGUGCCACCACCGAAAGUGUUGAUCUGGGGGAAAUCAUGUAUUCUUUGUGCUACCUUCCGACUGCUGGGAGAAUGACCUUGACAGUCAUUAAAUGCAGAAACCUCAAGGCGAUGGAUAUCACCGGCUCUUCAGACCCUUAUGUUAAAGUGUCGCUGCUAUGCGAUGGCCGCAGAUUAAAAAAACGGAAAACAACAACAAAGAAGAGCACUCUCAACCCUGUUUACAACGAGGCCAUCAUCUUUGACAUCCCUCCAGAGAAUGUGGAGCAAGUGAGCCUCUCCAUCAUGGUGAUGGACUAUGAUCGGGUUGGCCACAAUGAGGUGAUAGGGGUGUGUCGAACAGGCCCGGAGGCUGAAGGCCUCGGUCGAGAUCAUUGGAAUGAAAUGUUGGCCUACCCUCGCAAACCGAUAACUCACUGGCAUGCACUGAUAGAGUGGCCUGGAAGAGCAACUAGCUUUGACAGUCAAGGAUCCUGCCCCUCUCCUAAACCACCUCUGACACCAUGAAACUCCAUCUACUGCACCGCUUUCAGAAAAAUAAUAACCAGGAAUUUCAGAUGGGAAUUUAUUGUUUAAUUUUGCAUGUUGCAGCAAACGUUAUUAUUGUUAUUUAAGAUACUGAGUAUCAGUCUUCACUAAUUAAAAGGUAAUUACUGAAACCAGAGAAUGGCAUAAUCUUAGCUUUAGUCGGGCAUCAAGAUUGAUUUAUAGAGCAUUCUCAUCCUGUGACACACAAUAACCUAUUGCGUUAAUAUAUAGCUUUAUGAACGCUUAGACAUAGUAAAACAAGCAUUCAUACAGUUUAAAUACAAUCUGAUAAUGCCAGAAAGUACUAUUGUGCGAGCAAAAAAAAUUACACUUCAUCUUUGGGGUGGGGAGAUUCUUUGUUAGUAAUACAGUACAAGGACUGACAUUCAUUAAGGCUUAAUUUAAUUUAAACAGUAUAUUAAAACACUUGUCCAGUUACUAAGGGCACAGUGUGGAGAUUCUUGGAGUACUAUAAUUCAGGAAUUGAUUAGGCCAUCCUGCAUACGUUUAGUAAAAUUAUACUACAAUUUUAGAUUUGUCAUGCAGAUGUCUCUUCUUCACGUAUUUUUUUCAGCUGUUUUAAUUUUCGGCCUCUUGCUGACAAAUACUGUUGCUGUGAUUUUUUUUUAACUAAUUACUAGUAAACUUUACGGAAGUUUAUUAGCCCCACAUUGAAAAAAAAAUCAACUAGUUUAUAUGAGAAAAGAAGAGGAGAGUGACAAUAUUCUGCUGUUGUUAAAAUCAAUGCAAUCUUGCACAGGACAAUAUAAUUGCAUAUACAGUACAAUGCAAUACAGUAUUAAUAUAGUUGGUAACAUUGUUCACAAAUUACCUAUUGUGUUUAAACGCAAUAAUUUUCUCGUAUAAACGAGAAACUUUUCUUGUAUAAAUGAGAUACUAUCUUGUAUAAUCGAGUUUUUUUUUCUCUGUGGUGCAAAUAAGCUUCCGUAAAACUUGCAGGGCAUUAUCUAAAAAGAGAUAUGUGUACAGGGAGAUACCUCCAGAAAAACUGAAGGCACCACUCUGGCCUUAUAGAUCUUCAAGGCUGAUCUUCUCUUCAGAAGGGGUGUGCAGAAUGAGUAAAUUGUCCAAACUGAAACAAAGACAUUGAGGCUACAGGUAAAUAUAUUGCUGCUUAAGAAGGGGUUCUGCUUUUCAAAGAGAGGAGAAAACUGAGAUUUUGUGCAAUGAGUUUCCAGUUAUGACAUUUAAUGUAGUUAUGUAGCUUUAUCAAAAUUAGUUAUAAUAGUAACAAAUUUCCUCAAGCAGGGGUUGUGGUGCUGUGGUUUCACAUAGAUUCUUAAGAAUUUGCAUUGUCAUUUUGGAUAAUUAUAGAGAAAAACCUUAUACAGUACAUAUAACAAUGUCUUAACUCGUGCAGUCAGUACAUACAGUUUGUACAAAAAUAUCAAAAUUUUAUUUGCCAAAUGUAAUAGUGUAUUUAAUGGUGUGUUGAAAGCUAGAAUACAACAAUGCAUAAAGUAAAUGAUCCCACAUAACAUCUGAAAUGGCAUACUUAUAGAUACACUGAUAAAGAUCUUGGUGUUUUCUAAAGUUGAUCAGAAAAUGCAUUUUAUGCUAUUCCUAUAUCCUCUUCAUUCAAAAAUGAUCAAAGCGAUCCUUUUAACGUUGAGAACAGUUUCACCAAGCACGUUUCCAGGGCUGAAUCCCAAUCCAAAAGUCCUGAAAACCAUCUAGGGCAGAUACUGUUAACAUUUAAACAAUGUUCAAUAUGGAGUGCUCAGGGUGUAAAUCGUUCAUCACCAGUUGACUGCUCUUUCUGAAGAUCACAAAGUGUACAGUUUGAUGAGGUAGUUGGCAUUCAUGGGUCAGUACUGAAGUUCUGCUUGCUUCUUCCAUGUUGGACUUGGUUGACGUCUCUUGCACAUUAAUUUAUCUGGAGUAAGCAAUAUGAGCAGGUUGGGAACUAAAAGCAAUAGAAGCCAAAUGUAGCAGGGCAUUUUAUUCAUCAAGAUAAACUAAAUUAUUUCCUUCAGCAGGGAAUUCAGAAUUAUCCUGUUGCAGGUGCUGUCCAAGUGUUCAAAGGAUUGUGGGGUCAAAUGAUCAACAUGUCAGAGACCUACUUGAGAUCACGUACACUAAACAGACCACUCUUACAUUGGUGCUGUGAUCCUAAUGAAAUUUAAGCCAGCUGGAGAAAGCAAUGAUACUAGAACACAUUUGCUUUGCAUAGCUAUCUUGAGUUAGGGCCUAUCACUGGAAUUACAGUCUGUAGUACUUCCCAGUAGUUUUCAAAGGGGAACAUUGUGUAGUAUGCAGUACCUUAGGCAUGCGCUGGAGAUUAAACAGAAUGAGAACCUACUGUACAGGACAUAUUUCUAAUGGCCUUUAGGUGACAUCGCAGUCAUGCCUUGAAAUUGAAAAGAUUGAUAUGAAAAUCUGUCUGGGUGUCUGCAAAAAAGCAACGUACCCAAGGAGCUGAUUUUGACAGAACCUAAUUUAAGUAGGUGGGGAUCUCAUUAAAUCUGCAUACCAUCUUUAAUUCAUGCUUCCAUUAGCCAGACAACAAAAACACAAACUGUUAAAACAAGUAUACAGCACAUUCAUAUUAUACCACCAAUGUAUAAUAUUGGACCUGCUCCAAUGUGUUGAAAACAAUGAUAAUUUCACGUUAUUUUCAUGCUUUAAUUCGUACCUAGAUUCACCCCCAGUAUAUUUCAGUGCAGUUAUGUUUUAGUAAAUAUCUAUUUCUUCCUAACUGGUGCUUUGGGUAGUUUGCCUAAUUAAUGAAUAUGCUUAGCAACAGCUGUUCAGGUGAAGUCAGGCAGCCUCGUUUUAAUUAAUUAUAGUCUUAUGAUUUUUUGGGGGGGCUCUGGCAUUUUACUGUCAAACACUACUACAAAUGCUUACAUCCUUAUUUUUCUAUUUUUUAUAGCAGGACAGAAUGUUCACUAAAAUCAGCUGUUUAAGUGAAAAAAAAUUCCAGAGCCUUCUCAAGCCAGAGAUCUGUACAUCUCCCUGAUUAUGCUCACAAUGUUUCAUAAAGCAGAUUUUUUAAGUAUAUUAAUAAAAAAAUGUAGCUAGAAUGUAUUGCUUUCACUGCCUAGGUCAGAAUAAAAGGUUCCUUCUGAUUUCGGAAAAAUAAAGAUACUUCAGAUCAUCUAAAACUGAAACUUUUCAAUAAAGUAAAAACGUAUCCCUCCUCUGUCUCUCUCCAAAUAGAGAAUUUUCUCAUCAAGUAAAGUAAACACCAGAAAUAAAUUGGUCUAAUUACUACUUUUGAAAAUUAAAAACAUUGCAAAACACUUAAUUUAAUUUACACUGUGUGGAUAGUAUGGAAAAUAUUUUUCAGUUAUUUCAAUUUCAGUUUUUUUUAAACGAGAUUGUGCCAUUUAUGUUGGUAUUGGUCUUCAAAAACUGCAAAAUAACAAGAUAAAGAUAAGAAAUUAAGAUCCUCAGGCACUAGAACAAAGAAGAAAAAAAGCAUGUUGCUGAGGCUUUAUCUUUCUGCUGUUGUAUCACAACAACAACAACAACAUCCAGUUAAGAGUCCAAUGUUCCAUUAAUAAAUCCUAUUACUAUUCACUCUGUGUUGCUAUAUAUACUAAGAUAUAUACAGUACAGUACAAGCACCAAACAUCUGGCAUCUGUUAUUUUCUCUAUUACAUUUUGUUAGACUUUCUACAUGACAUUUCAUUCUAUAUCAGAACAUCUUCUGAAGAUGGUAAAAUGAAACGUUUUAAAGUGGCAACGUUUUUUUUCCCCAUUUGUUUAGAAAAUAUUUUCUGCCACUUUCACAGAAAACUACAAAACUACAUUUUGGGCUACAAACAAAUCUCAGAAACAAGCCAAUUUUGAAAGGGCUGUUGAUUAUUUAAAUGUCAGGGAUAGAUUGAUUGUACUGCAUACAGCACAUCAGAGUGGCCCCUACGACAGCAUAAGUCACCUCACCCUGAAAUGUAGCGUGUACUUCUACAAAGUACUUACUGUAAGAGCUGUCCCUGCAAAGUGUUAUAUGGAAUUAAGAGUACAAAAGAUUUUAAUAACUGAAUGUUAUAUAAAAUUGUACAGUAUAUACAAAUUAGUAAUCGUUCAAAUGUCCUAGAGUUCAGUAUUGGAUGUUCAGUACCUGUAUGUACAGUAAUUUCUUUAUUUUGUCUGGUGAUAUAAGACAUGGCCAUUGUGUUAAGUGUACAGCUAAAGAGGUCUGUGUUUUGGGUAUUUUGUAUGCACUCUGCUGCCUUUGUGAGCAUUAUGGGAAAGCAAAAUGUCGAAUUGUUUGUUGCACUAGCCUUCACAAAACAUUCCACAUUAAAGUAUUUUUAAAAUUGCUGCUCUACGUACUGUAAAUUGUAAGCAUCUUUGUUAUAUCUGAUUAUACUGUAUGAAAUAACAAUAAUGGCAAUUGCUGAAAGAUCUUCUGAAGUGUACAGUUUGUGAUAACUUUUGUAACAAUUCAUAGUUAACAUUUGAAAUAUAAUUUUACCGUACCUGUUUCCUAUGUAUUUUGAUGAAGAAUAAAAAUAAAUACUUGAAUAUUAA
Molecule: messenger RNA, 6230 nt
Organism: Lepisosteus oculatus (spotted gar)
Lineage: Eukaryota; Metazoa; Chordata; Actinopteri; Semionotiformes; Lepisosteidae
Gene: syt10
Product: synaptotagmin X
Biological process (GO): regulation of dopamine secretion; cellular response to calcium ion; calcium-ion regulated exocytosis
Cellular component (GO): plasma membrane; exocytic vesicle
Molecular function (GO): calcium ion binding; calcium-dependent phospholipid binding; clathrin binding
Source: RefSeq, a predicted model, not a curated record